Molecule: messenger RNA, 2346 nt
Organism: Komagataella phaffii GS115
Lineage: Eukaryota; Fungi; Ascomycota; Pichiomycetes; Pichiales; Pichiaceae
Product: Telobox-containing general regulatory factor
Exons: 1
Coding region: 1-2346 (781 amino acids)
Biological process (GO): telomere maintenance via telomere lengthening
Molecular function (GO): double-stranded telomeric DNA binding; protein homodimerization activity
Source: RefSeq, a predicted model, not a curated record
AUGUCAAAACAUCCUUCAGAAGAGUACAUUAAUCCUUUGGCCAAGAAGUUCAAACUUCAAAACAGCCAUCUGCCCGCAGAGAAAGAUCAGUACGAAGGGCUGGCACUUCCCCCAAACUCGGAACUUUUAAAAAAUAAUUCACACGAAGCCUUGAAGGCAUACCAAAGGCUUCUCAAAGAAAACCAGACUACAGAUGAUUUGAUAAAUGCACAAUUGGUUGCCCUCCCAUUAAAUUUAACUUGUCCACAUUACUUCCCAGAAAAUGUGCAACUAUUAAUAAACACUAUCCCGACUCUAGACAACCUUGCAACACAGAUACUGAGGAUCAUCGCUCAGGGUCCGUAUCAGAAGAUAUUAGACAUAGUAGCCAAUCAAGAUAGCACGUUGGCGGGGAUAUCGUACAAAAACCUGAUAGAAUUGUUCGAGAUGACAAAGAGAAUUUACAGUACCGAAGAUCCGUUCUUGAACGUUGAACAUUUAACUUUUGGAAUAUGGAAAUAUGGCUGUGAGCCUCCCAGUUUUUUGAAGGGAAAAGAAGAUAGCGUGGAGAGUACUCUGAGAAAAGUCAAUUUGGCCACCUUCUUGAACGCAACUUUGGGUACGAACGAUGCCGGUUUUUACCACUUGAAUGAGUCUUUUCUGGAUGUGUUUUGUCCUUCUCAGUCUUUGGAUCCCUCAAAUACAAUGACCAACCUUACCGGAAAUUCUAUUUCCGGAUAUCAAGAAGGAGAGACUCAGAGAACGUCUGCAAAUUUUGUUCCUGGUAAACUGUUAAAGUCUCAAGCAGGACUAUACUUGGACUUGAAGACCCAAGCUUACAUUUCGGCAUUAGAAAUCAACGAAAGGCCAAAGGAUGAGAUUUUGGAGGAUUUAUUUCCCGAUAACAUGGAUGAAAUAUUGUUGAAAAGAAAGAACCCUGAUAUGGAAUUACAGCUACCAAUCAACAAAUCCACUGCUUUCACGCCGGCUGAGUCCGAUUUCAUAUCACGAGCCAAUAUUAGAAAACAAAGGCUCCAAGAAUCAGACAAUGACAGUAAACUAGCUGAAACCUACGAAUGGUUGGUGUUCUUGAAAGAGUUAUUUGACUACGUCUCCAAGAAUGUCGGUAUUUUAAUUUGGGGAAGAAGAGGACGUUUAGGGAAUCUCAGUCAAUCUUUGACCACUACACUUCCUGCCUCCCCGAUAGAGUUAAAGAAAACAACCUCUGGUAAAUCCGGAAGUAAAGAAGCUAUAUUCAAGGAUGACUCCAAAGAUGCAACACCAGUACCUACAUCUGCAUCAAAGAGUUCUACUCCGCUUAAAGCCGAUGGAGAAGAAGAGGGAAACCUCAAAUUGCAUCCAAAUUUUGAGCAGAUUACAAAUGAGUUACUUCCCUCCGAAAUCCAGAAACAACAGAUACUCUUGAUAUCUCAUCCGAAUAAGAUACGCCAGGGAUAUAGAAGACCCUGGACUGAAGAGGAAGAGCGUGCACUAAAACAAGCCCUAGAAUUAAAGGGACCACAUUGGUCACAAAUUUUAGAACUUUUUGGGGCUGGAGGAAAAAUUUCCGAAGCUUUAAAGAACAGAACUCAAAUACAACUAAAAGACAAGGCCAGAAAUUGGAAAAUGUUUUUCUUAAAAAACAACUUUCCUGUUCCUUCUUAUUUGACCAAGGUCACCGGCGACCUAGAUAGGGAUGAAAAGAGCUCUCGGAGAAAUAAAUCUAAGAAGCCGAGAGUAAAUGCUAAGAACAUAGAUCCUAAAACAUCUGGCCCAAUUAAACUACAGCAAGGCGAACACACACAACACAAUAAUGAUACUACUAAUACUGGUGAUAACGAGGCAGAAAACAUGAAAGCUAUGGGUACAGAAGUCAAUAAUGGAAACGAGGAUGAGAGUUCCAAUGCUGUUGCUAAUGCCAAUACAGAUACAAACAGGAAUAGCCAGGAAACUGGAAAUGGUGAUAAACCUCUAAAAGAGACCGAGGAACAUACUGACAAAGAUAGUGACAAUGAACCAAAGAAUAUUGUUCAAGAUAACCUAAACACCAAACAGGAUACCACCCCAUUGAGUGAUACAGAUGUUUCCAAGUCUACAGAACCCACGACACAGAUAUCGUCAGAACUGAAGGAGAAAGCUACCACGGAUACUGAAUUUCAACACAACGCAGCGAUUCAUGAAGAUUACGACCAAUUGAUUUCAAAUAUAUUGGCCCAACAAGACUUGGAACAAGUUGAUGGACAAUCCAUGCAAGAUGUCGAUACCGAAGUGGCUCAGAUCCUCAAUAAUAAUAGUGAUCCUGCUGCUAAUCGCACCACCACGACCGAGAAUCAAAGAAGCAGUGACAGUGAUGAAAAACAAGACUGA